Molecule: messenger RNA, 747 nt
Organism: Conger conger (European conger)
Lineage: Eukaryota; Metazoa; Chordata; Actinopteri; Anguilliformes; Congridae
Exons: 3
Coding region: 1-747 (248 amino acids)
Biological process (GO): response to bacterium
Source: RefSeq, a predicted model, not a curated record
AUGACGGUGCUGGCGAAGGAAGAGGGUGGUCUGCUUGGGCAGAGUGUAGUUCAGCCCAACGCUCUGGUGACAGCUCAGCUUGGAGACACUGUGAUUCUCCCGUGUUUCUGUUCUGAUAUGGAAGGAGCGGCCACGAUCAGUUGGAUAAAGCAACCACUUGGACAGAAGCCUCAGUCUGUCGCAAUGAUGGUGAACUAUCAAUCCGAUGCUGUGUUUUUCAAUGAGUUUAAAAACAGUACACGUCUCAGAGCUAAGAAAGCAGAGGGAAGCUUUAACCUGACUGUCUCAAAGGUAGAGCCAUCAGAUUCAGCAACAUACUACUGCACUUUUACAUUCUUCGGUGAGAUCAGCUUUGGAGAUGGAAGUACCUUAAUGGUGACGGGGCCAGAGUCCCAGAGCAGGACAGUAGUGUCUGAGUCAGUGCAGCCAGGAGACUCUGUGACUCUGCAGUGUACAGUACACACUGAGACCUGUGCAGGAGAACACAGUGUGCACUUGUUCAGACCGGGCUCAGGAGAGUCUCCUCCAGGAAUCAUUCACACCCAUGGACACAGGAGUGAUGAGUCCCAGAGGAGCUCUGGGACUGUGUCUCCCACACAGAGCUGUGUCUACAACUUCCCCAAGAGGAACCUCAGCCUCUCUGAUGCUGGGACUUACUACUGUGUUGUGGCCACCUGUGGGGAGAUCUUUUUUGGGAACGGGACCAAGCUGGACUUUAAGGGUAGGAACAACACAGUCACAUCGUGA